UCAUAACAGGUUGACUUAUGAAAGUUGACUCAGAAGGCUAAAAAAUCAACUUCAACUUAUCGAUGUCCUCAUAACAAUGAUAAGAUUUAAUCUCAGUGUGGGCAUAUGUUCAUAUUAUAUGUCAAGCAUAACAAAUUAACAACAUAACAAGAAGCUCCCAAUUUCAAUGUCAUUGUUAACAUUCUUCCUUCUUUCUUUAAUCCCUUAUGCAGCUUCAGUUACAUUCAAUUUCACAAAACUUAGUCCAAAAGAUUCCCAUGAUAUAAUAUUCUCAGGUGAUGCUGCUUAUAGCUCUAAUGAAGGCCUCCAAGUGACCCACAAAAGGAAAGGUGAUCAAUAUGGUUCAGUCUGGUUAGCAGGUCGCGCGACGUACAUCAAACCUCUUCAUCUUUGGGACGCGGACUCUACUGAUCUGGUCAGCUUCUCUACGAGUUUCACAUUUGUGAUCGAUUCGUAUCCAAACAAUUAUUAUGCAGAUGGGCUUACAUUCUUCCUUGCUCAUAAUAAUUCUGUGAUAAAUUCGGGAGGAAUCUUGGGUCUUCCAUUCGAUUCUACAAUCCAAACAAGUAAACAUCGAUUUGUCGCGGUGGAGUUUGAUACUUAUGGAGAAAAUGAUUGGGAUCCAAGAGAUCCAGCUACUAAUAUUUCCAUAGGUGACCAUGUAGGUAUCGAUAUCAACUCUGUUACUUCUGUUGUGUCUCGGAAAUGGUUUAGCAAUAUAACAUAUGGGAAAGAGUGUAGAGCUUUGAUUACUUAUAAUGCUGAUUCUAAAAAUCUUAGUGUUUCUUUCACUAGUUUUAAAAAUAAUUCAGUUGUAUGGGAAACUGGGCUUGAUUACACCAUUGAUCUAAGGCAUGUGUUGCCUGAAUGGGUAAUCUUUGGGUUUUCGGCUUCCACUGGAAAUCACUUUGAGAAAAACAAUGUCGUAUGUUGGACGUUUAAUAGUACUGAUUUAAAGGUUGAUGAAAACAAACGAGAAAACAAUUUGUUGCGUAUGAUGGGAAUAACAUUCGGCACGUUGGUUCCAGUUACUUGCUUGGCUAUAUUUGCAUAUUUUGUAUGGAAUAGGAGGACAGAUGAUGGCUAUGAAGGAGAGGAACUUGGACUGUUGGAGAUGACCAAUGAAAUCGAAAUGGGGGCAUCUAUGCCUAGAAGGUUUUCUUACCACCAAUUAGCUCGGGCAACUGCUAACUUUGCAGAGACAGAGAAGCUUGGAGAGGGCGGUUUCGGAGGAGUGUACAAAGGUUUUCUGAAAAAUGUAAGGAUGUAUGUUGCGGUAAAAAUGGUUUCGAAGACUUCAAAACAAGGGAUCAAAGAGUAUGCAUCGGAAGUAAGGAUCAUUAGCCGAUUAAGGCAUAGAAAUUUGGUGCAACUCAUUGGUUGGUGCCAUGACAAAGGAAACCUCCUGCUUGCUUAUGAAUUUAUGGAAAACGGAAGCUUAGAUUUACAUCUCUUUAAGGGAAAGAGCUUGUUGACAUGGAAUAUAAGGUACAAAAUUGCUCAUGGUUUGGCUUCUGCUUUGCUAUAUUUACAUGAAGAAUGGGAGCAAUGUGUAUUGCAUAGAGAUAUCAAAUCGAGUAAUGUUAUGUUGGACUUAAAUUUCAAUGCGAAGCUUGGUGAUUUCGGUCUAGCUAAGUUGGUUGACCAUGAGAAGGAUGCGCAAACAACGAUGUUGGCAGGAACCUUGGGUUAUAUGGCUCCUGAAUGUAUAGUCACGGGUAAACCAACCAAGGAAUCAGAUGUUUUUAGUUUCGGAAUUGUUGCAUUGGAAAUAGCUUGUGGGCGGAGCGCCAUUGACUACAAGGCUCAAGAAAAACAAACAUGGUUAGUAGAAUGGGUUUGGGAGCUCUACGGGAAUGACACUGUUUUAGGUGCAGUUGAUCCGAGUCUCGGGUUAGAAUUUGAAGAAGACGAAAUCAGACGUUUAAUGAUCCUUGGGUUAUGGUGCGUACACCCUGAUCCAGAAUUUCGUCCAUCAAUGAGACAAGCCAUUAAAGUAUUAAACUCCGACGCUUCACUGCCUUCACUACCCUCAAAGAUGCCAGUGGCAUCUUAUUCGACACCCGGAGUGCCCUCACUAUCCGAUUUCUCUUCCAGUGACCAAUACCAAUCCUUAAGUAGAAGUAUAGAACCUCUUAGCACUGAUUCAUCAAAGAAAACAACAUCAUCAACAAAUUCUUCUUAUUCCAAAUCUAUAUCAGUGUUCCAUUCAAUUCAAGGAAAUGUAUAGAUUAGUGCUAUUAUUUUCUACAAUACUUCUAUUGAAAACACAUAGCAACUUGUACUUCAUCCUUUCCUGAAGGUGGAUAUACAUUUGAAUUUUGAAAUUUUAUGGUGACACGAUUAAGUUUCCAAAA
Messenger RNA from Helianthus annuus (common sunflower), 2357 nucleotides. RefSeq names its product L-type lectin-domain containing receptor kinase IX.1. Gene Ontology annotation, cellular component: plasma membrane. Gene Ontology annotation, biological process: protein phosphorylation. The record is from RefSeq and is a predicted model, not a curated record. Bases 167 to 2230 code for a protein of 687 amino acids. NCBI's taxonomy places the organism in Eukaryota, Viridiplantae, Streptophyta, Magnoliopsida, Asterales, Asteraceae. The transcript has a single exon. Gene Ontology annotation, molecular function: protein kinase activity; carbohydrate binding; ATP binding.